AAAAAAUAUUUGAGAGUCCUUGUUAAUUUUCAAACAAAAAGGGAGAAAAGUCUGAAAAAAUGCAUAUGUGGCAUAUGUGGGAACAUACACGCAAUAAUCAGGACAUGCCAGAAAACAUCCGUGGUAGUUCCAUGGAUGAGGAUAUGUCUGCUUCGGACGACGAUGACGCCGUCCUCAAGUUCAAUGUAAAAUAUGGCAAUUUAAGGAAGAAGAUUUACGUUCUUCGGGAAAAAACUGUAGCCGCAUUGCAACAAGCCAUUUUCGGACAUUUCAAUGUGCAUCCAAAAUACCAGAUACUUUGUGGAUGCGGCCUGGUUGACGCAGACUCCGAUGAGGUUUCCAAAAAACCCCUUAACAGCCUCAGCCUCUCAUCAAAUAAUUGUAUAGAUGUUGCUGACAAGUACAACAAAAUAACCAUUGAGAUCCAGGACGAGACCAAUAAUAAGACUAUCACCUUGAGGAUGUCAAAUUCAACCACUGUACAAGAAUUGAAGCAUAACUUCUAUUGCAUUACCAAUAUACCGGUCCGGUUCCAGGAGUGGUCAGAAUUCCCCAAGGUCGUCCACUCAGAUACCCCGCUCUGGAAAGCUGGAUUUGGAUCGGUUGAGAAAGUCCUUCUGAAGGUAAGCCGCUCCGAGGAUCAGUCUCAGUUCAACACAACCAGUUCGGCCGAUGAGGCUGCUACCGAUUCGGAGACUGAUUCGGAUUUGGACAAUGACGGGUCGGAAUCGGAUACAAUAAGCUUGCUUGGUUGGAAAUCGACAAAUGUGUCAAACUCAUCUUCGGAGAAUUCUUUGAUUGGGAAUGAUCCUACCUUAGUGGACCUUCAUGAAGGCACUACAUUGUUUGUUCAGAACUACAAGUUGCGUUUUGGAGAGCCUAUGAUUGAUUUCUAUAUCGGCGACUUGAGAGACGCCUUCAAGGAGACAUUCGUUCAAACUGAAAAUAAAAAACUGUUAGCCAUUUAUUUGCAUCAUUGUGAUAGCAUUUUGACCAAUAUUUUCUGCCACAACGUUCUGAAGAAUGAAAUGAUUCAGUGGAUUUUCAAGAAGCUAUUUAUUGUUUACGGCUGGGACUUGACCAAGGAAACGAAGGGGGAAAGUCAUUUUUUUAACGAGUUGAAGGAUGUGAUUAGUCCAAAUGCAUGUACAACUGCUGAAAACAUGUGUCUGGACAAGCUGCCGGCUUUCCUGAUGGUCCGUAAGGAAGUUGCGACGAAACGAACUUUCAUUUCCGUGGUUCAUGGCGAUCUCGGAGUCGAAGAAUUGCAGACACGUUUGCUAGAGCAAUAUGAACUACUGACCGGUCUGGACUAAGAUUCAAAUUUAUAAAAAUUUUCAAAUUAAUAAAUAUCUUCAUAUCAAA
Messenger RNA from Drosophila bipectinata, 1365 nucleotides. RefSeq names its product FAS-associated factor 1-like. The record is from RefSeq and is a predicted model, not a curated record. Lineage: Eukaryota; Metazoa; Arthropoda; Insecta; Diptera; Drosophilidae.